Cylindrotheca closterium is the source of this 1065-nucleotide messenger RNA. Lineage: Eukaryota; Bacillariophyta; Bacillariophyceae; Bacillariales; Bacillariaceae. The record is from the annotation of a GenBank genome assembly.
AUGUCGUCCUCUUCCCAGCCUGUCAAUUUGCUGUUCCAAGCACUAUCAUUGGAUUACUCUGUGUUGGAAGCUCUUUUGAAGAAGCAUAGGAACAGUCAUGGUCGAACCUUGUACUUUCGACGCAUGAAAAUGGUCUUGCGAGCACUCGAAAAAUGGCAACCAAUGUCGUUGGAAUCCGACGUGCAAGACUUGAAAGGAAAGGUUCAAGGUCUACAAAAGAAGAAGAAGAAGAAAGCCAAAGAUGAAGAGUGGUCAAUAUACAAGGCGAAAUCCAAUGAGACGAAUCGUUCAGAAGACCUGAAGCAAUCUUGGAAGGAAAUACUGCAAACUAUAGUUGAGGGAUUUCCUGAGGUGAUAUCUCGUAUUUUGCAUGCCAGUGAAGCCUUGGUGACGGAAAUUCAGAGGGGCUUCUUUCUUCCCUUUUGUACGGUAGCGUUGGCAGCACUGGCAAGGAUAUCUUGCUUGCACAAACGGAUUGGAAACUGGGCCAUAUCCGAGAUACAAGCCAUUGGGUCUCAAGAAUCCACCAACUUGCUCGAAUUUCCACCUGCUUCCAUGCAAAAAGCAGUGGAACUCUUUCUGGAGAGUGCAUCAGAUGAAACACAAAGAAAUUUUGAAAGCGAGGCUCUGCUUGCUAGUAUUGGCAUUGUCAGCAAGAGAUCGAGUUCGAGUCUUGAAACGAACCACCAUGAAAUCAUUCAAGACUCGGAAAAUGAUGAGACAGCCAAGAUUUCUAGGCAACUUGAACUCGACAAUGAAAAUGAUGUUGGCGAAUCACUUGUAUCCAUGAGCACCCCAAGCGCGAAAGCGACUGUUGAGAAGGCUUCCAAACCAAAGAAGAAUGCUCCUUCAUCGUCCGAAGUAGAUCAGAAUGCCACGAUCCUUGACCGGUUAAAGGGAGGAGAUUCAACAAGUAAAGGCAAAAAGAAACAGAGCCAGAAACGAAAGGACCCUUCUCCCUCAGUGGAACCUUCAGAAGGAGAUGACAAGAAGAGGAAAAAGAAAAAGAAGAAGAGGAAAACCAAAACCAAAGGAAAGGAUUUCUUUGAUAGUCUGUUUGAUUGA